AUGUCUAAGCCAGUUAUGCAAGCUCCCAAGAGUUCUCACAUGGAAGGAGCUCUUAGGGUGGUUAGGUACAUCAAACAAAGCCUAGGUCUGGAGAUUCUUAUGUCAACUACUUCAUCUACACAAUUAAAGGCUUAUUGUGAUGCUGAUUGGGCAGCUUGUCCUAAUACCAGAAAAUCAAUCAUUGGUUACUUGGUGCAGUUUGGUGACUCCCUCAUUUCAUGGAAGUCCAAGAAGCAAAGCUCUAUUUCCAGGAGUUUUGCUGAGGCAGAGUAUCGUAGUCUAGCAUCAACAGUGGCUGAGAUUGUGUGGCUUGUUGGUUUGUUCAAUAAAUUGGGUGUUGCUCUCACAUUGCAUGUUCCCCUUCAUUGGGACAGUAAAUCAUCAAUGCAAAUUACUGCCAAUCCUGUGUUCCAUGAACAAACAAAAUAUAUUGACAUUGAUUAUAGUGCUUAA
This is a messenger RNA of Nicotiana tabacum (common tobacco), 453 nucleotides long. NCBI's taxonomy places the organism in Eukaryota, Viridiplantae, Streptophyta, Magnoliopsida, Solanales, Solanaceae. The record is from RefSeq and is a predicted model, not a curated record.